GGCUGACUUCAAUAAAUGUUUUCAUCUCUUUCCCUCCGCAGCCAAGAACUGCUCCUACUUCAAACACUUCACUAAGGAAGAAGAGGCCAAAGGGUUCGAAGCCAAAACUCAGAAAGAGUACUACCUCUCAGCAGCGGCCAUUGCUGUGUUCAGCCUGGCCUUUAUGACCCUGGGGUCGCUGUGUGUCGUGUGCUCCUUCGGGAAGGGGAGGGAUUACCUGCUGAGGCCUGCUGGGAUGUUCUUUGCCUUCGCAGGUCUCUGCAUCAUCAUCUCUGUUGAGGUGAUGCGGAACUCCACCAAGCGGAUGAUUGACAGCGAGGAGACCGUCUGGGAACAGUACUACUACUCCUGGUCGUUUGAAUGUGCCUGCACCUCUUUCGUCCUCCUGGUCUUCAGUGGUCUCAACCUGUUGAUCAUCUCCAUGCCCCAGAUGCCACGCAACCCCUGGGAGACCUGUAUGGACGCAGAGCCAGACUCCAUGGAGCCCUUAGACUAGUAGUAGAUCAGAUUAGACCUGCCCAGAUCAACCCCUGGGAGACCUGUAUGGACGCAGAGCCAGGCUCCAUGGAGCCCUUAGACUAGUAGUAGAUCAGAUUAGACCUGCCCAGAUCAACCCCUGGGAGACCUGUAUGGACGCAGAGCCAGACUUCAUGGAGCCCUUAGACUAGUAGUAGACUCCACUAGAACAGACCAGACUAGUCUAGACCAGGGGAAUCUUCAACAAAGGCUGCCAAAACCAUACAUAUUUUUAUAGAAUCCAACUGAAGAUAAACUAAAUUGAGGCUGGUGGUGGGGGCAACAGAGUUAAGGAUACAGAUGAAUGAGAGUGGGGCACCCCGCCUAAGUAAUAGUAGAAGGGGAAACACUGCACUACACUGCUUGGUUUUAAGUGUACAGAUAAAGAUCUAAGGCAGGAUCUCUGAGCAGUUCCUCGAGGGCCACAGGUUUUUCUUUCUUUGGUCCUUAACUGAUACAUUUCUAUCAUUGAUUACAGAGUGUCCGCUCUCCUGGUCCAUAUCAUCCGUUACUAAGCAACAGACACUGUGGCACUUGAGGACUGCCCUUAUAUAGGGUGCGUUAGUAAAUUCACCAUGGCAACUUACUUCGAAAUUCAGAACACUCUGGUUGGAGAGUGCCAGAGCGCAGAAUAAUUUAUGAAUUUACGAACUGCCUAAACUCGGUUGUUAUGACAGAUUUAAGUAAACAUCGGGUAAAAAACUGAAUUAAAUUGUUGCCAGUAACACAGUUACAGUCACUAACCCUCUUGAUAACAUGGAAACACUCUAGCACUAAUAGCAGCUCUGCAAGGGUGAGCACACUCCGAGUGCACUCUGACACUCUAAAGUGAAUUCACGAACGCACCUAUAAUGUACAGUAUUAAAAUGUGGCUUUUGCUAUAAAAUGACCACAGAGACAGAAAGAGCUAAAGAACAUGGCAACAUAGUGAGCUGCUACUACUGUAAUUUAAUAUAGUUUGAGCUGUCUUGUACACUUCUAAUAUACAUUUCCGCUCUA
Messenger RNA from Oncorhynchus gorbuscha (pink salmon), 1515 nucleotides. Its product is annotated as voltage-dependent calcium channel gamma-1 subunit-like. The coding region runs from base 164 to 496 and encodes 110 amino acids. The transcript has 3 exons. NCBI's taxonomy places the organism in Eukaryota, Metazoa, Chordata, Actinopteri, Salmoniformes, Salmonidae. Gene Ontology annotation, biological process: calcium ion transmembrane transport; regulation of calcium ion transmembrane transport via high voltage-gated calcium channel. Gene Ontology annotation, molecular function: calcium channel regulator activity; voltage-gated calcium channel activity. The record is from RefSeq and is a predicted model, not a curated record. Gene Ontology annotation, cellular component: L-type voltage-gated calcium channel complex; membrane.